AUGACAACCAAUUUAGUAGUCGGCGGAUUAUUCAAUGCGAUCGCCUUUGCAAGCGCGGGAUUUUUAUUUUCCCAUUUGAAUCAAAACGGGUACAAAGAAGAAGUGAAAAGACAUAAUCAUGCGCUGGAAGAAUUAGCGGCGGCCAAGGAAAAAUUUUACGAAUCCGAAGUGAAAAGACGGAACGAUGAAAUACGACGACGACAAGAAAUCUUAGAUGCGAAUCACGAUAUCGAAGAGACGAAUAAAGCGUUGGAUGCAUUACGAAAUUAUAAUCGUCGACGGGAUUUGAAUGCGUUAGAUCGUAAACCGAAAUUCGAAGAUUAUUAUCAACCGUCGGACGAAAUGCAAAAAUAUAUGUACGUGACGAUGGGAGUCGUCGGACUCGGUAGCGGAUACAUACUGACACGAAUUUUCUAA
Messenger RNA from Paramuricea clavata, 417 nucleotides. The record is from the annotation of a GenBank genome assembly. Lineage: Eukaryota; Metazoa; Cnidaria; Anthozoa; Malacalcyonacea; Plexauridae.